AUGUCUUCCAAGGCCAUUACCGUCCAGGGCAUCAAUAUCCCCAACAACAUUGCUACUUCGAAAGCAGGCUUCUUGGGUCUCCCCUGCUAUUCAUGGAUCCUUAUGAGUCAGAUUCAUCCCUCUCUGGAGGAACUCACUCAAGCCAAGCUCGCGCUUGCGGUCUACAAGAUCCUUGACGAAGAUGUAGACUUUGACUUAUGGACCAAAUGGUGUCGCUGGGAGGUCUGGGACGAGGACUGA
Messenger RNA from Colletotrichum orchidophilum, 240 nucleotides. RefSeq lists its product as uncharacterized. NCBI's taxonomy places the organism in Eukaryota, Fungi, Ascomycota, Sordariomycetes, Glomerellales, Glomerellaceae. The transcript is spliced from 2 exons. The record is from RefSeq and is a predicted model, not a curated record. Bases 1 to 240 code for a protein of 79 amino acids.